Molecule: messenger RNA, 744 nt
Organism: Lytechinus pictus (painted urchin)
Lineage: Eukaryota; Metazoa; Echinodermata; Echinoidea; Temnopleuroida; Toxopneustidae
Product: fibropellin-3-like
Exons: 6
Coding region: 1-744 (247 amino acids)
Biological process (GO): establishment or maintenance of epithelial cell apical/basal polarity; heterophilic cell-cell adhesion
Cellular component (GO): protein-containing complex; plasma membrane
Source: RefSeq, a predicted model, not a curated record
AUGCCUUAUACACCAGCUCGUAGCCUAAGAUCAUCACACCAGCAACUUCUUAAGACUCCCAAGACACGUGUAGCACAUGUGAUGAAUCCGUGUAGUAGUUUUCCUUGUCAGAAUGGAGGACAGUGUUCAGCAAUCGAUGGUUCAUGUACAGACUUCACCUGUCAGUGUCAAGGAUGUUUUACAGGGGACCGUUGCACUGUUGGUCAGAAUCCAUGCAACCCCAGUCCAUGUAUCAAUGGAGCCUGUCAGAUCAGCAGUUUCUCACCAUGCACACAGUACAGUUGUCUUUGCAACUUGUGCUACACUGGUCAGAACUGUGACAUCCCCAUUGAUCCAUGUGCGAAUAGCCCCUGUCUUAAUGGAGGAACUUGUCAACAGGAUCCAAACAACUGUUUGGGUUUCAUCUGUACCUGUGACGCAUGCUUUCAGGGAUCAACAUGUGCAACAGACUUGAAUCCAUGUGUUAACAAUCCUUGUGCAAAUGGAGGUACCUGUAUCACUGAUCAAGGUUCAUGUACAUCAUUCACAUGCCAGUGCCCAGCAUGUGUUGAAGGAUCCCUCUGUCAACAGGGUAUAACACCAUGCAGUCCGAAUCCAUGUCAGAACGAUGGUUUAUGUAUACCGUCAAGUACUGUUUGCACCGAGUACAGCUGCAUCUGCCGCAAUUGCAACACAGGGGUGAACUGUGAAACUCGUAAGUAUGAGGAUAUUCUGUCCAUGUUACACUGCUCUCGCAGACAGUAA